Messenger RNA from Alnus glutinosa, 760 nucleotides. RefSeq lists its product as uncharacterized. The coding region runs from base 121 to 282 and encodes 53 amino acids. Lineage: Eukaryota; Viridiplantae; Streptophyta; Magnoliopsida; Fagales; Betulaceae. The record is from RefSeq and is a predicted model, not a curated record. The transcript has 3 exons. Gene Ontology annotation, molecular function: proton transmembrane transporter activity. Gene Ontology annotation, biological process: proton motive force-driven ATP synthesis.
ACCGCCGUCUGAAACAGCGGUUUUAGUUCGUCAGGGCCAAAACAAACAAUUCACAUAUGCGCUACAAUUCUUAGGUCUUCGCUCACACGCACAAAGAAGAAGAAGAAGAAGAAACCUCCGAUGGCGCCGCCUCCAGGACCCUAUUCCGGGACUAGCACCCUCGCUUUGGUGGCUCGUGCUUCGGCAUUCUCUAUUGGACUCGUUUACGGUAGCCUCAAGCUCAAGUACCUCAAGGCAAAGGCUAACUCUCAUAAGAAAGCUGAAGCAAAGGCUCAUCACUGAAGGGAGUGGGCUGUUUUUAUUGCUGGAAUUGAGGUAUGUGCUCCAUUGGGAGUAGAAAUAAUGCAUAAUGAUGGACUGUACCAAUUUUUUCAUCUUUGAUUAGAAGCAUUUUGGAUUAUGGUGGACAGCUUAUAGUUGCUGAGGUUUCUACGAGAAUUGUUAACUUAGUCCUCUUGAGAUUUCUUUGCUUGGUUGGCCUUGGCAAUAGGGAUGGUGUUUCAGUUUCUGUUGCUUUGUGAACCAUGGGAAAAAUGUUAGAUGAUGGCAUCUCUUCCCUUUACUUUAAUAAUUGUUGUUUCUGGCUGAAACCCUAUUGCAUGGUUUCUGCAGUGUUUCAUACACCCUUUACUCUCUAGGGAUUUACUUGUCGUAUUGAUCGUUGUGAUGCAACCAAUAAUGAUUCUUGUUGAUCUGCGGUUUCAACAGUUUAUAUUCUACAAAAAUUCAGAACAAACUUAUGGAUGAGAUUUUUUUGGUA